AUGACUAAACGCGUGACUGAUCACGUGACAGUGCUCUACAAGACUGGUUACUGUGAUUUAGACGGGGAGUGGUACAAUGAUUGUAAUGACAAGAUAACCAUCGUGAAGACAUCAACCGGUCUUCUUCUUGGAGAUUAUAUGACCAAUGAAGAGAUCCUUUUUGGCUCCUCAGCGCCCACAGUUGUGGUGGGCUACGCUAACCAGAACAAGGACUUCCCUACCUUAGGGUUCACGGUAGGGAGGGGCAAUGGGUUAUCAACUACCAGCUGGUCCGGUCAGUGUCAUCUCUGUAACGGGGAAGAAGUCCUGUAUACGACCUGGACCAACACCCGCCAGGUCAACACGUGUUUCGAAAUCAAACGAUCGACGCGGUUGGGACAAGACAAAUGGACUCGAUACCGUCAAGACAUAGCACCACGAAGAGAUAGCUAGA
Molecule: messenger RNA, 433 nt
Organism: Strongylocentrotus purpuratus (purple sea urchin)
Lineage: Eukaryota; Metazoa; Echinodermata; Echinoidea; Camarodonta; Strongylocentrotidae
Product: fibropellin-3-like
Exons: 4
Coding region: 1-432 (143 amino acids)
Molecular function (GO): biotin binding
Source: RefSeq, a predicted model, not a curated record